Messenger RNA from Paramecium sonneborni, 357 nucleotides. NCBI's taxonomy places the organism in Eukaryota, Ciliophora, Oligohymenophorea, Peniculida, Parameciidae. The record is from the annotation of a GenBank genome assembly.
AUGAAUAAUGGAUUGCAGGAAUUGGAGAACCUGACUUUUUAUUACAGGUUAUGGGUUCUUGGAAUCCACUAAUUUUUUAAUAGGUUAAUAAGAGUUUAAAAAAUGAAGUUGAAAUUCUUUAUUUUUUAUGUAUUUAUUUUUCAUUUGAAUAUAAGGUUAUUAUGAAUACAGAAGAAGUUGAUAUUAUUGAGAUCAAUCUUUAAUAUUAGUGUCCUUUUUUGCUUAUUCCUAAAAAGAAAUUAAUAUCGAAGUAUGUAGAGUAUUUUAUCAUUCUUUUUUUCUAAGCAUAUUAAAGGCUUGCUACAUGUAUAAAUCUGUAGAAUCUAACAGCAAUGAAUGACUUAAACUAAUUAUAUA